This is a messenger RNA of Xyrauchen texanus (razorback sucker), 1534 nucleotides long. Its product is annotated as WD repeat-containing protein 31-like. NCBI's taxonomy places the organism in Eukaryota, Metazoa, Chordata, Actinopteri, Cypriniformes, Catostomidae. The transcript has 9 exons. Bases 1 to 1029 code for a protein of 342 amino acids. The record is from RefSeq and is a predicted model, not a curated record. Gene Ontology annotation, molecular function: protein binding.
AUGGGGAAACUACAGAGCAAGUUCCGCCGGCGCUCGGACUUAUACAGGGCCAAAGAGGGUUCGGAAACUGUACCUGUGCCCCAGGUAGUACAGUAUGAACCCGCCCACACAGAUGCCAUCAACUGUGUGACCAGCCUGACCUCUGACCUGUGUGUGUCAGGAGGGCAUGACCAGGCAGUUGUUGUGUAUGACUGGAGAGCUGGAAAAAUGUAUAAAGCAUUCCUGGGCCAUAACAGAGAUGUUACUAAGUUGUGUUGUUUUUCAAGAAAUACCUGGAUCUUCAGUGCAUCUCGUGAUAAGACAGUACUUAUGUGGGAUCUGGGUCGAGACAAAGAACCUGUCCAGGAUUUCUGUGGCCAUGAGCUUGUAGUUAAUGGAGUAGCAAUCAGUCCAGAGGGGUCAAAGCUGUGUACAGGCUCUCGGGAUAACUCCAUGUGUCUCUGGGACAUUGAGUCAGGAAAGUGUCUACAGAGAAACACCAUCUCAAGGAACCUGGUGACCCAUGUAUGCUGGGUACCAGGAAGCACAUCCAUUGUCCAAACCUCAGAAGACAAAACUAUUAGGGUGUGGGAUAGUCGAACCUGGCAGGUCACUAACACAUUUCCAGCGAAGCAGUAUAUUCAGACUCACUGUGACAUCAGUCCAAAUUGUUACAACCUGCUGUCAUCCAGCAACGGCGUCGGUGGGCAGGGCUGCGAAGCCACAUUGUGGGACCUCAGGCAGCCUGGCUGUAAGGUGACUGAAUAUAGAGGGCACCUGCAGACAACAGCGUGCUGUGUGUUUGUGCCUUCUCGGCUGGGGUGUCCUGCACUCGUGGCUUCAUCAUCAUAUGACAGCUCAGUCAAAAUAUGGGACCAGACCACUGCAGCAUGUUUGUGCACAUUAACGUUGGACGGUUCAGGGCCUUUGGUGUCUCUGGCUCCGUGUGACUCUAGUAAUCUCUUAUGCGCCAGUUUUAACACUGGACUUCACCAGCUUCAUCUAGAUCAGGGAGCAGCGGUCAGCCUCAGUGAAGUGGCUUGCUUCUGACCUGCUGGACCAUCUGCAAAAAUAAAGUGAACUGUUAAAGUAACAGCUUUCAGAACUGGAACUCUAGAAAAUUGUAUCGGGAAAUGAGAAUGUACACUGGAUGGCCAAAUGUACAGUAUGUGGACACUUCCUAACUAACAGGUUCUGCUAUUUCAGCUACACCCAUUAUUACCAACAGGUGCGUAAAAUCAAACUUGCAGUUAUUUUUACACUUUAUUUUGGCCAUGUAGUGUAAGAUUACCUGUUUAUAUGAACCCAAUAAAUGGGUGGAAAUGCUUCAACCAAAUGGUACAAAGGAGAAUGCUUGGAGGUAGCUUCCCACCUAGAUGUACUGGCAAUUACUUACGUUUCCCAAACAUAGCCGAGUUCAGAUCAAAGAAUAACCUUGAGAUAAGAUUAGGUGCUUUAAAUCCUUUCUUUCUUUCGUUUAGAGUUUUGUGUUAGUGUCAGAAAAAAUAUAGGCAAUAAAAUUCCACUCCAUUAUGUUUUUGGAGACAAAAUCAAU